Messenger RNA from Caenorhabditis sp. 36 PRJEB53466, 347 nucleotides. The record is from the annotation of a GenBank genome assembly. Lineage: Eukaryota; Metazoa; Nematoda; Chromadorea; Rhabditida; Rhabditidae.
AUGAACAGCGACAACGAUGUGGAGAAGCUGCUCCGCCAAGAGCACAUCCGUCCGGAAGACCUGCUCACCGACGGCCCCAACAAUCAAAAUCAGCACAUCGAGACGGAGGACACGACGGUGGCGAACACGAAAGGAGAGUCGAGGAAGGCGAGCCAGCCGGCCAACGCUGUCCGCGUUCGGCGCCAGUUGCGUAUAGAAACUCACACGUUAGUGGCGAAACAGAGCGAAUUCGAUAGUGCCUACACUUCAGAGACAUCCACGACCUAUUCAUGCCUCUGAUAGUGCUCGGCUACGCGCUUAUCGCCUUCUGCCAGGCCGUCGUCGCCGUCGCCAUCGUCAUGUUGUGA